This is a messenger RNA of Cryptococcus amylolentus CBS 6039, 540 nucleotides long. RefSeq lists its product as hypothetical. Bases 1 to 540 code for a protein of 179 amino acids. The transcript has 5 exons. NCBI's taxonomy places the organism in Eukaryota, Fungi, Basidiomycota, Tremellomycetes, Tremellales, Cryptococcaceae. The record is from RefSeq and is a predicted model, not a curated record.
AUGCUCCUCACUACUCCCACUGUCCUUCUCGCCGUCGCUUCUUUCGCCGCUGUAUCUCAGGGGAGCGUCAUCAAGGCUCGAGCCGAGACUCACCAGGUCACUCUGGUGAACAACUGCGGCUCCGGUAACCCCGUCUUCCUCUACGAGGGUAACGACAAGCAAGGCUCCGGUACUGUCAGCGGACCUCUCAGAGGCGGUGUCGCCUGGAUGGACAGCUACGGCGACUGUCAGAGCUCUGGUGUCAACUGCGGCAUCGUCGAGUUUACGCUCAUCAACGAGAGCAACCUCGACCCCAACGGCAACCCGUACCAGAACUCUGCCGACUACUCUCUCCUCACCGGUGACGGCUUGGGCAACCACCAGUUCACGUACAACAUGAACUUUGACUUCAACGGAGACGGGUGCAACAAGGGCCCGGGUGCUUGUACCGGUAACUCUGCCGCUCAGUGUCCUGGUGCUUACCUUGGCUCUGCCACCGAGGGCGGCGCUCCGACGCAAUGCGUUGCUGACAACGUCGGGAUCACCAUCACCUUCUGCUAA